Molecule: messenger RNA, 2322 nt
Organism: Nematostella vectensis (starlet sea anemone)
Lineage: Eukaryota; Metazoa; Cnidaria; Anthozoa; Actiniaria; Edwardsiidae
Exons: 4
Coding region: 228-1388 (386 amino acids)
Source: RefSeq, a predicted model, not a curated record
CUUGUUUUGUUUUUGUUUCGCCGACGAUUACUUUCAGCUUACUCUUGUUUUGAAUUUUGAUUCGCAAUUUGGCAGGUACCAGUAAUCCGCAGCCGGUACAACUUCAAUUUUAUUAGCAAAAUACAAUAAACAAAGGACUGUAACCAAAGCAAAGUGUAUUCUUAUCCACUUCUCGUACAUCUGAAAAGAUAUUCAGCGAUAAAAUAGCGCGAACGAACGGCUUCGCAAUGCAGCUCCAUUAUGUUAUUUUUGCCUCGAUUGUGAUACAUCAUACGCGUUCAUCCGUACAAACAGACUCAUUAAGAAAUAACCCCCGAUACAUGUUAAACGCCAAGCGACAGCACCUUGCUCAUCUACCAUCCACGCGUCAAAAAGCAUCCGAUGCCAUGUAUGGGUCUAUACAAGAGCACGUCAUCCCGUCCUUUGCUGUCAGCGACCCAGGGGAGUUCACUUACCCAGAUCAGGUCGCCUCCCUAGGUGACAUCCGGCCAGAUGUCGGACCUGAUGAGACGCUUGCGCCAGGAUAUCAGAGGUACGCGUACAACGGUGUUGAAGGCGAAGGAGGCGGGGCGGCUUUUGGUCAGCAGCAGGAGCUACUUGCAGGUGGAUUCGAAAAACCGGAGGGUAGUGAAGGCGCGGGACAAGACGAUGCUGUCUACAUGUCUAGCCCGCACAGUAUAAUGGGAAUGGAUCAGUACACGAGCGAUCAGGAGCCUGGAACCGAGCAAGAACAGUUUAGCGAUUUCUCAGAUAAUAACGAGGAGAAUAUUUAUUACAGACCCCCUCCCUCAGCGGAUAUGCCGGGAGAAUCAACUGCUUACAAUGCACCUUUUUACCCCAGCAAUGACGUCACGAGUAAAUAUAUAAUAGAGCAUGAAGGGAUGGGUGCACGCGUGUCUCCAUGGAGACAGCACGUGUACGACUUACAGCCCAGGCUCCCUCCGGCGAUAUUGAAGAAGUAUCUGAAGAGGCUGAUCGAGCAGGUUGGUCCAACAUUAUCAUGGAAGCAAGCAAUUGCAGCCUUUCGCCCCAGGCCUCAAAGCGGCGGCAUGAGACCACAGAACGGGAGUCGGGGGACGUCUGCUGUAGGAGGGAGCGAAAAGCCUUCUGGGAUAUCUCAUGAGCAGAUCCGCAAACUGAUGCAAAGUAAAGUCAAGACUGCAGAGCUUACGUCAGAUCUUACUGCGGAGGCGAAGAAUCUCGUCAACAUUCUACACAAAUUCAGGCAGCGACUUCAGCACAACGCUCUCUUAGAAAAGGCUAGGCCGAAAACCAAGAUACAAACGAGUGCAAGUAAAGUCAGAGCUGGAGUAAAAAUUAAACAGAGCGAUGCGUACCGGCAACAAACGGACUUGAAGAAGGUUGCAGAUGUAUUGAAAAGCAUCUGACGAUGAGAUACUUGUUUGCAUUUGAGGAAGGACUCUGCAAUUAUUUGAAUUUUAUAAGUUGCGUCUAUUUCCUGAUCGGGUUUCCUAUCAAAAGAAACUCUGUAAAAAAAAACCGUCUCAGAUUCCAGGUUCCCUAGAGGCUCAUUUACUAGCACGGGAAACCCGGUUCGAAGGCCAGGGGCAAUGCUGAGCUGACAGCAAAAACAACGUCUUUGAUAAAGUAUCAUUGCUUUUUUUAUUCACUUACCUUUCAAAUAAGAUGUGGGUUAGAAAUGUAUGGACUUUCUACCCCUCAUUUAAAUCUCAAGGAACUUCUCUGACCCGACGCACACGAGAAAAGCAAUUACAAGGCAUCCGUUCUAAAUUAAUUCAACAUUGAUUAGACCGAGUUGAAAGAUGAAAUCAAUCGUGCAUGCACGGCCACCAUGCACGGCCACCUUACCGACCAUGAAACCCGGGGGGGGGGGGGCACAGCCACGCCCCUACUGGUCUUUUUCAUUAUAAUUUGAUUUAUAAAUAAUAUUGUUUGCACGAGUCUUAACCGCCUCACGGCUAGUUACACGUAAUUGUAUAUCCAUACAAUCCUAUAAACUAUUCUUUAUUUAAUACUUUAUAGUAAACCUAUUUAUCAAAGUUCACAUUAAUGUCUUUAAAAAGCACGUGUUAUUCCUUCUUCUUUCUACUUCUACUCUUUUCUAUAUUUUCUUAGUAGUUUGUACUGUAUAAUUCAAAACAAGUGUGUGUCAAACCCUGCUACCAGUAGCAUAUAUGAAUCAGAAUUAGAAUGAGUACAAGUUUAGUAAAAUACUAAAAUAGUUUAGUAUCCACUAAAACUGUGUCUUCAUCAUUAAAAAAUAUGUAUUCCAUUGAGGAACAGUUUUCAGAAUUAAAAACGAAUAAAUAGAAUGUAGCAGUCCAUCAAGGAACGGAUGAG